Molecule: messenger RNA, 1758 nt
Organism: Elephantulus edwardii (Cape elephant shrew)
Lineage: Eukaryota; Metazoa; Chordata; Mammalia; Macroscelidea; Macroscelididae
Gene: EGR2
Product: early growth response 2
Exons: 2
Coding region: 131-1561 (476 amino acids)
Biological process (GO): regulation of transcription by RNA polymerase II
Molecular function (GO): RNA polymerase II cis-regulatory region sequence-specific DNA binding; DNA-binding transcription factor activity, RNA polymerase II-specific
Source: RefSeq, a predicted model, not a curated record
GGCGGCUUCUUUUAAUUGUGGAGGGCAAACGGAGAUACCUAUCCAGGCUCAGUCCAACUCGUCUCCAAAACGGCUUCUCUGACACUCCAGGUAGCGAGGGAGUUGGGUCUCCAGGUUGUGCGAGGAGCAAAUGAUGACCGCCAAGACCGUAGACAAAAUCCCAGUAACUCUCAGUGGUUUUGUGCACCAGCUGUCUGACAACAUCUACCCGGUGGAGGACCUCCCUGCCACGUCGGUGACCAUCUUCCCCAAUGCCGAACUGGGGGGCCCCUUUGACCAGAUGAACGGAGUAGCUGGAGAUGGCAUGAUCAACAUUGACAUGACGGGAGAGAAGAGGUCCUUGGAUCUCCCCUACCCUAGCAGCUUCGCUCCUGUCUCAGCACCUAGAAACCAGACCUUCACUUACAUGGGCAAGUUUUCCAUUGACCCCCAGUACCCUGGUGCCAGCUGUUACCCAGAGGGCAUCAUCAAUAUUGUGAGCGCGGGCAUCCUGCAAGGGGUCACCUCCCCAGCUUCGACCACAGCCUCGUCAAGCGUCACCUCUGCUUCCCCCAACCCACUGGCCACAGGACCCCUGGGCGUGUGCACCAUGUCUCAGACCCAGUCUGACCUGGACCACCUCUACUCUCCUCCGCCACCGCCGCCCCCUUACUCAGGCUGUGCUGGAGACCUCUACCAGGAUCCCUCGGCCUUCCUGUCUGCAGCCACCACCUCUGCCUCCUCCUCUCUGGCCUACCCACCACCACCUUCCUACCCAUCCCCCAAGCCAGCCACGGACCCAGGUCUCUUUCCCAUGAUACCAGACUACCCUGGAUUUUUCCCGUCUCAGUGCCAGAGAGACCUGCAUGGUGCAGCUGGCCCAGACCGCAAGCCCUUUCCCUGCCCUCUGGACUCUCUGCGAGUCCCUCCUCCACUCACUCCACUCUCUACCAUACGCAACUUUACCCUAGGAGGUCCCAAUGCAGGGGCCCCAGGGCCAGGAGGCAGUGGAGGCAGCGAGGGACCCAGGCUGCCGGGCACCAGUUCAGCUGCUGCUGCUGCCGCCGCCGCCGCUGCCUAUAACCCACACCACCUGCCCCUGCGGCCCAUUCUGAGGCCUCGCAAGUACCCAAACAGGCCCAGCAAGACCCCAGUACACGAGAGGCCCUACCCAUGCCCUGCAGAAGGAUGUGACAGGCGCUUCUCCCGCUCAGAUGAGCUGACAAGACACAUCCGGAUCCACACAGGCCACAAGCCCUUCCAGUGUCGGAUUUGCAUGCGCAACUUUAGCCGUAGUGACCACCUCACCACUCAUAUCCGCACUCACACCGGGGAAAAGCCCUUCGCCUGUGACUACUGCGGCCGCAAGUUUGCCCGGAGUGAUGAGAGGAAGCGCCACACUAAGAUCCACUUGCGGCAGAAGGAGCGGAAGGGCAGUGCACCUUCGUCCUCCGUGCAGACCACCUCCACGGCUGCCUGUGCGGGGGGCACACCGGCUGGAGGCACCCUGUGUGGCAGCAACAGCAGCACUAUUGGUGGGGGGCCACUCGCCCCUUGCUCCUCUCGGACCAGGACACCUUGAGACAAGACUCAAGUUGACAUUCCAGCUCCUUGAGGCCACAGAGGUCCUUCAUCCACGCGAGCUGCACAACAAACACUACCACCCUUUCUUGCCCUGUCCCUCCCUUCAGUGGGCAAAAGGCCUUGGUGGGGCCCAGUACUGCCCUGCUCUCCACUUGAAAGCAGGUCCUUACUAAAACUCAGCCCCCUCUAGUCCCU